This is a messenger RNA of Spinacia oleracea (spinach), 585 nucleotides long. RefSeq lists its product as uncharacterized. Gene Ontology annotation, molecular function: nucleic acid binding; zinc ion binding. The record is from RefSeq and is a predicted model, not a curated record. The transcript has a single exon. The coding region runs from base 1 to 585 and encodes 194 amino acids. Lineage: Eukaryota; Viridiplantae; Streptophyta; Magnoliopsida; Caryophyllales; Amaranthaceae.
AUGGAAUUUUCAACAUUUGCACCGGAGCUGGUAUCGAAAGAACAAUCUAGGAUGAACCGUUUUGAGCGAGGUCUUCAUUUGAAGUACCAAGAUAGGUUGGCAACUCAAAGGUUUGCUUCCUAUCAAGAUAUGGUUGAUAUUACAGUUAAUGUUGAACGAGUUGUAUUACUUCGAGAAGCGCAAAAUGUUGGUGAUAAAAGGAAGAAUGAUAAUCAAAACCAUAGAGGAGCUAAAAGGCCAAACCAAGGAAACCAUAAUUAUAGAAGAAACCAAGGUUAUAAUGAUAGAGCAGCUCGUAGUGUAUGGUGUGCUAAGUGUGGAAAGAGAAACCAUACCGAAUGUGAAUGUCGUGCAGGAACGAAGACGUGUUAUCGAUGUGGAGGAAAAGAUCAUUUUGUCAGGGACUGCCCUAAACCACCUCCCACAGAUACGGGAAGAGCAACCUCGACCAAUCACGAACGAAACAACAACAAUGCUAGGGUUUAUCAUGAUCCAUCACGACCACCAAUAUCUGGAAAAGCUUACAUGAUGAGAGCUGAUAAGGAAGAAGAAGAUGACGCCAACGCUGAUACUAUAUCAAUUUAG